Messenger RNA from Penicillium argentinense, 4842 nucleotides. Its product is annotated as DNA-binding E3 ubiquitin-protein ligase SNT2. Lineage: Eukaryota; Fungi; Ascomycota; Eurotiomycetes; Eurotiales; Aspergillaceae. Gene Ontology annotation, molecular function: ubiquitin-protein transferase activity; chromatin binding. The record is from RefSeq and is a predicted model, not a curated record. Gene Ontology annotation, biological process: histone catabolic process. Gene Ontology annotation, cellular component: Lid2 complex. The transcript is spliced from 2 exons. Bases 1 to 4842 code for a protein of 1613 amino acids.
AUGACCACCACCAGCUCUCCGGAGGCUGUGGCCGAUCCGGCCGGCUCCUCCGCUGCGGCCCCUUAUGGGACGCGAUCCAGAGGCCGCAAUGCCCCCCGGCCCAAUUAUGCCGAGGAUCGUGAUAUCGACAUGGACUUUGAAGCCACUCCCGCAAAGGGCGCCAAGCGCAAUAGUGGCGUGGCCCUCACCAACAUCGUCAACGGCUCCAAGUCGGACAGCGAGAAGUCCUCGCCGGCGCAACCACGCAAGAGUCUAAAUAACGGUCCCGCCCCGCCUGUAAUCCCGAAAGAGGCCAUUCCGGGCACUUCGUCAUUUUCCGCUCGCCCCGAGGAUGUCAAUGGGGCCGGUCCGCUGCGUAAGCGCAAGGCCACCGCCAGCACUCCGUCCAGCGCCAACGCCGCGAAGAAGAUCUUCACUGCCGCACCGGGAGAUUCUGACGGCGGCUAUUUCACCAACAUGGUCAGCUUUGAGGCGUCAGAACCGAUUCUCAAAGAUGGUCAAAUUACAGCUGAUGAUGGAACCACGUUCGAAGUGAACGACCAUGUCUACUUAAUUUGUGAACCACCAGGCGAGCCAUACUACCUGGCUCGAAUUAUGGAAUUCAUACCGUCCAAGACAAAAGAUUCUGGAGUCAUUGAGUCAUUACGGGUCAAUUGGUAUUACCGCCCACGGGAUAUCCAGCGCCACAACAGCGACUCGCGUUAUUUGUUUGCAUCCAUGCAUUCCGAUACCUGCCCACUGUCUUCACUACGCGGGAAAUGUUCAAUCCGCCAUGUUUCGGAGAUCCAGAACCUUAAUGACUACAAAAAGAACAGGAACAGCUUCUGGUAUGAUAAGAUGUUUGAUCGAUACAUCCAUCGCCUGUACGAUGUCAUCCCGACGAAAGAUGUUGUUAAUGUCCCCGGAAACGUCAAAAGAGUCCUAAAUGAUCGCUGGAGAUUUAUUCUGGUCGAGGUCGGUAAGGGAAAGGAGCUGACGGGCGCCGUGAAGACCUGCAAGCGAUGUCACCUCUUUGCUGCAAAUUCCGAAUCAGUCGACUGCGCCGUUUGUCACUCAACAUAUCACAUGCAUUGUGUUCGCCCUGCUCUCACCAAGAAACCUGCCCGAGGAUUUGCGUGGGCGUGCGCCCCCUGCAGUCGGGCCCAAGAACGCAAACUUGAAGCGCGCAACACGCCUUUGAUGGGCGAGAACCGAGCCGAUGGCGACGAUGAGGUCAUGGAGGAAGAAGAGGACGAACAUCAACCGAAUGGCGCCGCCAAUGGAACCUCUGUCAGCACUCCCGCUGCAGUCGAGGAGGAGCCACAGCCCGAAACGGCGGAGCAAAUGGCUCAAACACGGAUGUGGCCCUACCGUUACCUUGGUAUCCAUUGCCGCGUGGAAGACGCCCUCGACUACGAUGAUCGUAUCUACCCCCGUGCCAGCUCUCGUCUCGGACCGAAACACCAGGCGAUCGUGAACCCAUGGCCUGGCCGUCCCGUUGAAUACGUGAAGCCAAUCGAUUUGAAGAAGCGAGUGAAAGCGACGGGUGCAAAAGCCACGGGUCCCCUCUCCAAAGACGCCAAGGCUGCGCUGGAAGCUGCCAAACAGGAGAAGGCGAACCGGCCGAAGUGGAUUCAGGAUGAGCCCGCGGGCUACAUUGCUCGCGGUGAAGAUGAGCCUGUCACAAUAAACGGGAAGCAAGCACGCACAGCCGAGCUCAAAUUCAAGAUGCCGACUGCAGCCCAGAUGCCUGCUCGCGGCGAAGAUGAUGUGCCGGGGUCCCACCUCAGUGACGCAGACCGCGAAGCAUUCAUUGACGAUUACAUGCGCCAGGCGAAGGAACUGGCUCCGCAUAUCGGUGUUGAAAUGUACAACACCAACUUUUUGGACAAGGCUCUGCAGCUGCUAUACUCCGAAAGCUUCGAUGUGCAAGCAGCUCUUGCCAAGCUGAAGAAGGCAAACCAAUACAAGGAUCUCAAAGAACCUCAUCUUCGACCGGAAGAAUUGAAGCUCUUCGAGCAGGGUGUUGCAAAAUACGGUUCGGAAUGGCUCAGUAUCUACAGACACGUUAAAACCGUUCCUCACUGGGCAAUCGUGCGAUUCUACUACAUGUGGAAGAAAACACCUCGUGGCAAGCAGGUCUGGGGUAGCUACGAAGGCAGACGCGGCAAGAAGGAGGUCCGGCGCCAGAGUGUCGCCUCGUCGAAAUUGCUCGAUGAUGUAGCCGAUGAUCACGACGAUUCUGCCUUUGAUAGCGAAAAGGCCAUCGUCCAGAAGCGAGGAUUCCAGUGCAAAUUCUGUGAGACACGCAGCUCUCGACAAUGGCGACGCGCGCCUCUCGUCCCGCCCGGCACCGCAGUGCCUUCUGAUCCCUCAGCAAAGAAGGACAAAGGGCCCAUGCUUACCGUUGCCCUCUGCCUUCGCUGCGCUCUGCUAUGGCGGAAGUACGCUCUCCACUAUGAGGACGUGGAUGAGCUCGGCAAACGUAUUGCCGCGAGCGGUAACAAAUCCUGGCGCCGGCGUAUUGAUGAAGAACUGUUUGCGCAAUUGCUCCUUGGUGCUGAGACGCCAUUGAUCAUCAACAACUCGACAGCUACCACGGCCGCUGCGAUGGGAAUUCAAAUAGAAAACAACCCUCAGCUCCUCCUUGAGAGUAAGAUGGAUGCGGCCAAGAAGAAGGCGCGCACCGAUAUCCCAAGCACUGCGACGACCUCGGCCUCGACAUCAGUGGAGCCCAUGCCCAAGAAGAAGAUGGUCACGGAAAAGGGCGCCACCGAUGCUGCUCCUGUCAUUCCUGAUCCGCCCAAAGCGAAAACCCUCCCGUGCGCCGUAUGCAAUUCGCUCGAACCCAUAGGCGAUGAGCAUCUCUCUUGCCGCGAUUGUCGCCUAACCGUUCACCGCAAUUGUUACGGAGUCCAGAACUCUCGACCUGGCAACAAGUGGCUGUGCGAUAUGUGUUCAAAUGAUCGCAGUCCCUCUAUCUCGACGACUUACGAAUGUGUCCUGUGCCCCGUGACGUCAACUGAGCACGAGUUGAUGGAGACUACGAAGAGUAAUAGCCGCAAGAAGUCGGACCGGGAUAAGGAAAAGGAAAGAUUGGAGAAGGAAAUGAUCACGGAGGCGAUCAAACUCUACCGCCAGCGACAGGAAGCCGUUGGUAAGCCAGUCAGUCCUCGGGAACCAUUGAAACGCACCGCAGGAAACAACUGGGCCCACGUGAUGUGCUCCUUGUGGACACCGGAGAUCAAGUACGGCGAUGCGAAAGAACUGGAACCCGCAGAAGGAUUUGGAACUAUCCCCAAAGACCGUUGGCGGCAGGUCUGCAAGAUUUGCAAGUCGUCCAAGGGUGCCUGCAUCCCUUGCCAUUCUACUGGGUGCAACGUCCAAGUUCAUGUUGGCUGCGCCUUCCAGGCACAGUAUCGAUUUGGUCUUGAUCUCGCCCCAGUGAAGAUCUCGCGGCGAGACAGUGUGCAGACCAUCCGUCUGGGCGAGGAGGUUGGAAUGGCUACGCCAGUAAUUUACUGUCCUAACCAUAGUGUGCCGGCCGCUGUUCACGACAUUGGCGAGCUUGCUGGCCCUGAUGGCCUGAAUGCACUACAGCUCUUUGCCCAGGCCUACAAGCAGGCUGACCUCACCCUGACUGGAACCUCUCGAAAGGCAGCCUAUGUGCAGCAAUCGGUCACAGCCCCGCAUCAUCAUGGCGCCAGUGCAGGGAAUCGUCGUGUUUCAACAAGUAGUGGAUUGGCAGCAGCCAGAGACCCUCACAAAGCCCAAUCAACCCCCUUUGAGGAUACAACAGAUACGAUGGAUAUUGACACCGAGGAGCACCCUGCACGCCCUGCACGGCGAUCCAUCUCUGCCAGCGGUCAUUCGACAGGUCAACGAUGCUUCCGUUGCUCUACCGAUUUUAGUCCCCGGUGGUGGCCCUGCGGACGACGCAGCGACUCGCGGGCUCCCUUGACGAAUGGAGCCGGAAUGGGUUCCAUGCAUCUAUCGCAAAGUCCGUUUGCGCAGCUAAAUAACGAUGCGGGGGAGCAACUUUACGAGUGCCACAAGUGUCAUUUGAAGAACCCCCACCCACCCACCGACCCUGCUCCUGCGCCCGCGGCCGUGCCCGAUCCACGUCCUUCGCCCUAUGCAGGUCAACGCCCCAUGCUCGCGACCUUGCGUGGCCCUAAUUUCGUACCCCAUACCGUGCAUCCUGCUCCUCCUGCACCACAACCGCAACCCCCCACUGGUGUUCUCGGGCGCCCGAUGCCCCCAUCCCAUUCGCAUAGCGCCCCUAUACCAUACGGCGGUGGCUUCGAGCAGCGAGCUGGAAGCGACAGUGCUCUGCGCAACGGCAUGUCGCCGCCUGCCUACCACGCGGGUCCUCCUCCACCUCCCCCACACCAUAUGGGAACCUAUCCUCCGCCUCAUCCUCCAGUCCCUCCCUCCUCGCACUACAGCAAUACUGGACCGCCUCCCCCACCUCCCACGCAGCCAUAUGGAGCUCAUCAAAGUCCCUAUGGGCCGAUUCCAGCCCGGUCACCUCUCCUUUCCCAGCCGCCGCCUCGCUCAUAUGCUGCCUCGGCGUCUCCACCGAUCGUCUCAGCGACAGUGAACCGGUCCCCUCAAACCUCCCUCAGUGCAUUGAAUGGGGGACCACCUCCGCGUAUGUACUCGGUUGAUCGAAUGGGGGCACCUUCUCACUCGCCGCCUGUUGCCCCGGCACAUAUGAACCCGCGUGGGCCCACUCCGCCCACUCGACCGGAGGACACUCCCCCGUCUGUGAUGGCCAGUUCGAAUCGUGUCAAUGGCACGAGUGCGAGCGCUGGAUCUGGAGCCAGCGCAAGUCCGUCGCUCAAGAACCUUCUUUCUUAA